Nanorana parkeri is the source of this 1033-nucleotide messenger RNA. It is a transcript of the gene CNOT7, whose product is annotated as CCR4-NOT transcription complex subunit 7. The transcript has 6 exons. Gene Ontology annotation, cellular component: CCR4-NOT core complex; P-body; CCR4-NOT complex. Bases 84 to 941 code for a protein of 285 amino acids. Lineage: Eukaryota; Metazoa; Chordata; Amphibia; Anura; Dicroglossidae. Gene Ontology annotation, molecular function: poly(A)-specific ribonuclease activity; nucleic acid binding. The record is from RefSeq and is a predicted model, not a curated record.
UGCAAUUCUCCACCUAUGAAACCUCCCAGUAGACACGUGCAAAAUUUUGAUGCCUGCCUCUGAGCCUCUCCCCCAGUACCACUAUGCCUGCCGCAACAGUGGACCACAGCCAGCGGAUCUGCGAAGUCUGGGACUGCAACCUGGAUGAACAGAUGAAGCGAAUCCGUCAAGUUAUACGCAAGUAUAAUUAUGUUGCAAUGGACACCGAGUUUCCAGGAGUAGUUGCGAGACCAAUCGGAGAGUUCAGGAGUAACGCUGACUAUCAAUACCAACUUUUACGCUGUAAUGUGGAUUUACUAAAGAUCAUUCAGCUGGGGUUAACAUUUAUGAAUGAGCAAGGAGAAUACCCACCAGGAACCUCAACAUGGCAAUUUAAUUUUAAAUUUAAUUUAACGGAAGAUAUGUAUGCACAAGACUCCAUAGAGCUGCUCAACUCAUCUGGGAUCCAGUUUAAGAAGCAUGAGGAAGAGGGCAUUGAAACUCACUAUUUUGCAGAGUUGUUCAUGACCUCUGGAGUGGUGCUUUGUGAAGGAGUGAAAUGGCUUUCUUUUCAUAGUGGCUAUGAUUUUGGCUAUCUAAUAAAGAUACUGACUAAUUCAAACUUGCCCGAGGUUGAGCUGGACUUCUUUGAAAUUCUUCGGCUAUUUUUUCCCGUGAUAUACGAUGUCAAAUAUCUCAUGAAAAGCUGCAAAAACCUAAAGGGUGGGCUGCAAGAAGUGGCUGAACAGCUGGAACUGGAGCGGAUAGGACCUCAGCACCAAGCGGGCUCAGACUCCUUACUGACCGGAAUGGCGUUCUUCAAAAUGAGAGAAAUGUUCUUUGAAGAUCAUAUAGAUGAUGCAAAAUAUUGUGGUCACUUGUAUGGCCUGGGAUCUGGAUCAUCAUAUGUUCAGAAUGGCACAGGGAAUGCUUAUGAAGAGGAAGCCAACAAGCAAUCUUGACCUCCAAAGGACAGCUAGCACUUUUCAUUGCCAAGCUCUAUUAUUUUCUCCAUGUUUUAUCUCUGGUCACAUUGAUUGGACAUCUACUCACU